This is a messenger RNA of Pteronotus mesoamericanus, 2381 nucleotides long. It is a transcript of the gene CXXC1, whose product is annotated as CXXC finger protein 1. The transcript is spliced from 15 exons. Bases 199 to 2166 code for a protein of 655 amino acids. The record is from RefSeq and is a predicted model, not a curated record. Gene Ontology annotation, molecular function: zinc ion binding; DNA binding. Gene Ontology annotation, cellular component: Set1C/COMPASS complex. NCBI's taxonomy places the organism in Eukaryota, Metazoa, Chordata, Mammalia, Chiroptera, Mormoopidae.
GCUUUAGCGGGGCGACCACUAGGUCGUCGCGGAGUUGACGCACUGAACCUGCGUAAUAGGGGUACGGUGCCCGGGAGGCGCGACAAGAAGCGGAAGUAGUAGUGGGUACUUUUGCAACCGCCGCGGACGCUGUGGAGUGGUCAGUGCAGAUUCGCGGGUCGCGAAGGGGUCGCGAAGGGGUACACCAGGAGUUGAGAGAUGGAAGGGGAUGGUUCAGACCCAGAGCCUCCAGAUGCUGGGGAGGACAGCAAGUCGGAGAAUGGGGAGAAUGCGCCCAUCUACUGCAUCUGCCGCAAGCCAGACAUCAAUUGCUUCAUGAUCGGAUGUGACAACUGCAAUGAGUGGUUCCAUGGGGACUGCAUCCGGAUCACUGAGAAGAUGGCCAAGGCCAUCCGGGAGUGGUACUGUCGGGAGUGCCGAGAGAAAGACCCCAAGCUGGAGAUCCGCUAUCGGCACAAGAAAUCACGGGAACGGGACAGCAAUGAGCGAGACGGCAGUGAGCCCCGGGAUGAGGGUGGAGGGCGCAAGAGGCCUGCCCCGGAUCCAGACCUGCAGCGCCGGGCGGGGUCAGGGACAGGGGUUGGGGCCAUGCUUGCUCGGGGCUCUGCUUCGCCCCACAAAUCCUCUCCACAGCCCUUGGUGGCCACACCCAGCCAGCAUCACCAGCAGCAGCAGCAGAUCAAACGGUCAGCCCGCAUGUGCGGCGAGUGUGAGGCCUGCCGGCGCACAGAGGACUGUGGCCACUGCGACUUUUGCCGGGACAUGAAGAAGUUUGGGGGCCCCAACAAGAUCCGGCAGAAGUGCCGGCUGCGUCAGUGCCAGCUACGGGCCCGGGAAUCGUACAAGUACUUCCCUUCCUCGCUCUCGCCAGUGACACCCUCAGAGUCCCUGCCAAGGCCUCGCCGGCCACUGCCCACCCAGCAGCAGCCACAGCCAUCACAGAAGCUGGGACGCAUUCGUGAGGAUGAGGGGGCAGUGGCAUCAUCAGUAGUCAAGGAGCCGCCUGAGGCUACAGCCACACCUGAGCCACUCUCAGAUGAGGACCUACCACUGGACCCUGACCUGUAUCAGGACUUCUGUGCAGCGGCCUUUGAUGACCACGGCCUGCCCUGGAUGAGUGACACAGAGGAGUCCCCAUUCCUGGAUCCUGCACUGCGAAAGAGGGCAGUUAAAGUGAAGCACGUGAAGCGUCGGGAGAAGAAGUCUGAGAAGAAGAAGGAGGAGAGAUACAAACGGCAUCGACAGAAGCAGAAGCACAAGGACAAAUGGAAACAUCCAGAGCGAGCUGAUGUCAAGGAUCCUGCAUCGCUACCACAGUGCCUGGGACCUGGCUGUGUGCGCCCUGCACAGCCCAGCUCCAAGUAUUGCUCAGAUGACUGUGGCAUGAAGCUGGCAGCCAACCGCAUCUACGAGAUCCUCCCCCAACGCAUCCAGCAGUGGCAGCAGAGCCCCUGCAUUGCUGAGGAGCAUGGCAAGAAGCUCCUUGAACGCAUCCGCCGUGAGCAGCAGAGCGCCCGCACCCGCCUUCAGGAAAUGGAGCGCCGAUUCCAUGAGCUUGAGGCCAUUAUUGCACGCGCCAAGCAGCAGGCUGUGCGAGAGGACGAGGAGAGCAAUGAGGGUGACAGUGACGACACAGACCUGCAGAUCUUCUGCGUCUCCUGUGGGCACCCCAUCAACCCACGUGUUGCCUUGCGCCACAUGGAGCGCUGCUAUGCCAAGUAUGAGAGCCAGACGUCCUUUGGGUCCAUGUACCCCACACGCAUUGAAGGGGCCACACGACUCUUCUGUGAUGUCUACAACCCUCAGAGCAAGACAUACUGUAAGCGGCUCCAGGUGUUGUGUCCAGAGCACUCACGGGACCCCAAAGUGCCAGCUGAUGAGGUAUGCGGAUGCCCCCUUGUGCGUGAUGUUUUUGAGCUCACAGGUGAAUUCUGCCGCCUGCCCAAGCGCCAGUGCAACCGCCAUUACUGUUGGGAGAAGUUGCGGCGGGCCGAAGUGGACUUGGAGCGUGUGCGCGUGUGGUACAAGCUGGAUGAGCUGUUUGAGCAGGAGCGCAAUGUACGCACAGCCAUGACAAACCGGGCAGGAUUACUAGCCCUGAUGCUGCACCAAACCAUCCAGCAUGACCCACUCACCACCGACCUGCGCUCCAGUGCUGACCGCUGAGCAUCGCUGGCUCAGACAUCCUCAUGCCCUGCGUUCCCCCAUUUGUCUUUCUCCAAUGGUCCCUCAGUUUCUCAUUGUGCCCAUCCACCAUUUGACUGCCCAUCUGCCUUUACCAGAUGGUCUCAAAAUGUCCUCCUGUCUCUGUCUAGCCUUCUGUUUCUCCAUCCUCUGUGCCCGGGUGGAAUGGUGCGGUCUGCUCACCCUUGCUUCCUUUC